This is a messenger RNA of Staurois parvus, 380 nucleotides long. The record is from the annotation of a GenBank genome assembly. Lineage: Eukaryota; Metazoa; Chordata; Amphibia; Anura; Ranidae.
AUGCACACUGCUUCUACAAACAUUCGUGAAAGACUGUGCAAUAAGUCCAUCCGUGAAAUUUCCUUGCUACUAAAUAUUCCACGGUCAAAUGUUAGUGGUAUUAUAACAAAGUGGAAGCAACUGGGAACAACAGCAACUCAGCCACUGAAGUGACAGGCCACAUAAAAUGACAGAGCGGGGUCAGCGCAUGCUGAAGCGCACAGUGUGCAGAAGUCACCAACUGUCUGCAGAGUGAAUAGCUAAAGACCUCCAAACUUCAUGUGGCCUUCAGAUUAGCACAACAGUGCAUAGAGAGCUUCAUGGAAUGGGUUCCAUGGCUGAGAAGCUGCAUCCGAGCUUUACAUCACCAAGUGCAAUGCAAAGCAUCUAGAGCAGUGGAG